CCGUGUUCACUAGCAGAUACACAAACAGACACCAUGCUGACUGCUGAGGAGAAGGCUGCCGUCACCGGCUUCUGGGGCAAGGUGAAAGUGGAUGAAGUUGGUGCUGAGGCCCUGGGCAGGCUGCUGGUUGUCUACCCCUGGACUCAGAGGUUCUUUGAGCACUUUGGGGACUUGUCCAAUGCUGAUGCUGUUAUGAACAACCCUAAGGUGAAGGCCCAUGGCAAGAAGGUGCUAGACUCCUUUAGUAACGGCAUGAAGCAUCUCGACGACCUCAGGGGAACCUUUGCCUCACUGAGUGAGCUGCACUGUGAUAAGCUGCACGUGGAUCCUGAGAACUUCAGGCUCCUGGGCAACGUGCUGGUGGUUGUGCUGGCUCGCCACUAUGGCAGUGAAUUCACCCCGGUGCUGCAGGCUGACUUUCAGAAGGUGGUGGCUGGUGUUGCCAAUGCCCUGGCCCACAGAUAUCACUAAGCUCCCCUUCCUGAUUUCCAGGAAAGGUUUUUUCAUCCUCAGAGCCCAAAAAUUGAAUGUGGAAAAAUUAUGAAGCAUUUUGAGCAUCUGGCCUCUGCUUAAUAAAGACACUUAUUCUCAUUGCA
This is a messenger RNA of Budorcas taxicolor (takin), 596 nucleotides long. RefSeq names its product hemoglobin subunit beta. Gene Ontology annotation, molecular function: heme binding; organic acid binding; haptoglobin binding. The transcript has 3 exons. The record is from RefSeq and is a predicted model, not a curated record. Gene Ontology annotation, biological process: oxygen transport; hydrogen peroxide catabolic process. Lineage: Eukaryota; Metazoa; Chordata; Mammalia; Artiodactyla; Bovidae. Gene Ontology annotation, cellular component: blood microparticle; hemoglobin complex; haptoglobin-hemoglobin complex. The coding region runs from base 34 to 471 and encodes 145 amino acids.